UGUAGGUAUGAUUUUUAAAUGAUCGUUCAAAUAGGAAGGUAAUGGUAUCAGUUAGAAGCGACUCAACUUGCUUCGUUCCAAGAUAUUCACACGUGACCUCUGAGUUUAAAAAUUGAGUGUACCUCAUAUUUUAAUUAACUAUUAAUGUGACUCAUAUAUCGUAUUACUAAUAUAUUUUACUUAAAACUAGGAAAGACAUGCCAAUAUUUCAACAACAUUGUAAUUACCUAGCCAAUCCACGCGAUUUACACCAAUAAUUGAAAGCGAAAAUGAGGUUUUUACAUGCAAUAGUAGUGUUGAUUGGGAUUAUUAGUGCUUCAACUGCAUAUAGAGACCUGGACUGGUAUGAAUGUAUGCUCCAGUAUCAAAUUUACCCACGCUCAUUCAAAGACUCAGAUGGAGAUGGAAUCGGCGAUUUGCGAGGGAUCGUCGAGAAACUGGAUUACUUGGUUGAUCUCGGAGUGGACGCAAUUUGGAUUCAGCCUUUUUACCAAUCCCCGAUGCGGGACCUUGGUUACGAUGUCUCAGAUUACAGAUCACCGGACCCCAUGUUCGGUUCAAUGACAGAUCUUGAGAACCUGAUAAAAGCGGUAAAGGAGCGAGGGCUUAAAUUGGUCAUAGAUUUUGUGCCAAAUCAUUCCAGUGACGAGCACGGGUGGUUUAAGUUGUCCCAGGAGGGUAUGGCUCCAUACAAGGAUUACUACGUUUGGGCUGAUGGGCGGAUCAUCAACGAAUCUUACACGGAUGUUCCAAACAACUGGAUAAGUCUUUUCGAGGGUUCGUCUGCAUGGGCAUGGAAUGAAAAACGGAGGCAAUAUUACUACCAUGUUUUCUCAAUCAAACAACCUGAUCUCAACUACCGAAACACGGCACUCCGUGAAGAAAUCAAUAGCAUACUGAGAUUUUGGCUGGAACUGGGGGUAGAUGGCUUCCGGAUUGAUGCUCCAGGCUGGCUCAUGGAGGCACCGCAUUUUCGCGACGAGCCCCUCAACCCUGAUGGCGACAAAGGUUUCAUGGCUCUUAAUCAUGUAUACACGAUGUUUCAAGAGGAAAAUUUUGAUUUGAUUCAUGAGUGGAGGAUGGUUCUCGAGGAAUUUAAAAAUAAGGACGGUCAUACAAGACUCUUAUCUGUGGAAGACUUCAGCGUACCACAAUUUAAAGCCAAGUAUAUGGGUAAUUCGACUUACGUGAUGGCACAGAUGCCGUUUAACUUCAUGUUUGAGUUCAAGGAUUACGAAGAAAAUGCAACGAAUAUAAAUGAUUCCAUACAAAGUUAUCUCAGGACUCUGCCUGCGAGUGGCGUCCCCAACUGGGCAUCAGAAAGUCACGAUUACACUCGGAUACCAACUCGCUUUGGUGCAGAGAGCGUAGAUGCGUGGAAUAUGCUGCAUCUGCUUCUUCCGGGAAUUCUCAACGUCUAUUACGGAAUGGAACUUGGUUUGGAAGAUAGUUUCAUCCGACAAGAUCAGCGCCAAGAUCACAUCGGAAGAACUCAGUUCGACACCACGACAAGAGAUACCUCCAGGACUCCAAUGCCGUGGGACAAUACCAAAAAUGGCGGGUUCACAACAGCUAAAAAACCUUGGCUUCCCAUCCACUCAAACUACGUCUACAAAAAUGUGAAAAGCCAACUGGAGGAUCCUAAAAGCCAUUUGAACACAUUCAAGCGGUUGGUAAAACUUAGAAAAACAAAUGUCAUCCGUAACGGUAGAUUUGACACCUACGUUUUAAGCACGUGGGUCUUCAUGUACACCAGGACACUGGAGAGUGAAACGAUAGCCGUUAUUAUUAAUCUUGGUACUGAGACAGAGCAAAUCUGCACAAACGAUGUGGCACAAAGUCUACCUGGCAUAAUGACGGUCCACACGUCUAGCUGCAAUUCUGACUACAAAAUAGGGGAUGAAGUGGCCCUUUCCUCAACAAUUGGACGGCCAUGCUCUGAACUGAGACCGAAAUCAGGCCUUGUCCUAAGCAAUUCGAAUGCUAACACGUACUCUCGUGGUUGCAGCAUUUUGUCGAGUUGCGCAAUAAAUCUAGUUGUUUUUGUAACGGGAAUGAGCCUCUCGACAAGAAUAAUUCACUCCAUUACAUAACAUUAACAUUACAUUACAUUUACAUUAACUCCAUACAUAUAAUAUGUAUUAAUUUAUGCAUGUAUUCAUCCAAAUAUGUAUUCAUAAGUAUUUCUCUAUGUAUUCAUUGCAAAGUGUGCAUUACUCGAUUAAAUCAUCUCUGC
Molecule: messenger RNA, 2236 nt
Organism: Bemisia tabaci
Lineage: Eukaryota; Metazoa; Arthropoda; Insecta; Hemiptera; Aleyrodidae
Product: alpha-glucosidase
Biological process (GO): carbohydrate metabolic process
Source: RefSeq, a predicted model, not a curated record